Messenger RNA from Octopus sinensis (East Asian common octopus), 3869 nucleotides. RefSeq names its product rho GTPase-activating protein 11B-like. The transcript is spliced from 4 exons. NCBI's taxonomy places the organism in Eukaryota, Metazoa, Mollusca, Cephalopoda, Octopoda, Octopodidae. The record is from RefSeq and is a predicted model, not a curated record. Gene Ontology annotation, biological process: signal transduction. The coding region runs from base 625 to 1473 and encodes 282 amino acids.
UUCAGUUUCCCUCCUCGAGACGGAGACGCAAGCAGCAUCCAGACCUCCUCCUCCUGGGUUUUCCUCUUUUUUCAUCACCACCACAAAUGCUUUUAAUGGCCUUACCAUAAACAACAUAAAACCUUACCAAUGCAUUGCUAACGACUAAUUGGAUCUUCCAGUUAAUCUAUAUAUAUAUAUAUAUGUGACAAAAAAUAAUUGAACCGUUUUUUUUUUGAGGUCAACAGAAAGAAUCUCUUCACGAAACCAAUUCCGAAUCUGUCGGAGAAAAGAAAAAACCGUUUGAAGCAAACCUUUGUUUCUUAUCCCUGGACACAAUUCGCACUAGUUUCGUCUCUACGUGCUUUUCCCUCUCCCUUUAUACACUGCAAUACACUAUAAUAUAAAAUAUAUAUAUAUAUAUAUACACCCUGAUAAGUGUGUAGGUGUGUAUACGUUGGUUACAUGGAUUUGAAAAGCGCUCCGUUCAAAAAGAGAUCCUCAUAACGAGCAACAAGCAUUAAAAUCAAAGAAUUUCAGACGAAAGACUGUGUUUUGGAGUUUGUUUUUGGAAAGAAAGAAAAACAAAAAAACAAAACGAAAUAAUAAAAGAGAGACAAAAAAAAAAAACUGAAAUAUUUCAGGAUGGAAUUCUUCGAUUUGAAUAACGAAGAAGUCCAAAUCCUUCGUUCUUACAUCAUAAACUCUCUCCGGAAUAAUAGAAUCAAGGUUCCAAAGAAGUCUUGGAGUUCAGUACAUUCUGAGUAUGAUCAUUCAAGCCAGACAUUCGGAAAUUAUCUAACGUAUGUGCCCUUCUAUCCCACUGAUGACUUUGGACUUGUACCAACAUUCCUUUUACGUGCUUUUGAAUACAUUGAGAAGAAUGAAUAUUUCAAAAUGGAAGGCAUUUUCCGACGUUCUGGAUCCCAUCAGCGACAGAAACAGGUGUCGGCUGACAUUGAAGCUAACAUGGAUUUCUCCAUAGCAACUUUGUUUGAUAUCACUGAUCUUGUAAAGACUUUCUUCCGUAAACUGAAGGAACCACUGCUGACCAAUCUCUACCAUGACAGCUUUAUGCAUGUCGUCCAACAUGAUGAUUCCAAAUUCGCUGAUGCUUCCCUCUUACUGCUUUGUCUACUGCUGCCAUAUGAACAUCUCUACACACUGCGCUUCCUCACUUUAUUUUUGGCAAAAGUUGCCUCUUAUUCAGACAUGAAUGGCAUGACUGCUAAAAACCUAGCAGUUGUGCUGACGCCAAGCAUAAUUAGCCAGUCUAAGGGCAAAGGUAGUGGAAGUGGCUUUAGCGAUCCCCUUAAGGUUGCCAAAGGUCUUGAAAGCGAAAUUAAGGUGUUGGAGAAAUUGAUUAACAUUGCACCUCGUGUUGGUAUUGUACCGAAGAUUUUUCUAGAUGAAGUUCGCCGAGAGAUAGAUCUCAAUAAAAAAAAGGCCAGUUUCACUCAGGAACUAAUCAAGCAUUUACCAUGUAUCUGCUGAAAACACAGAGACUCUCUCUAAAAAAAAUCUCUUGUCUAUUUCAGUCAGUUUCCUGUAUGAAAGAAACAAAACUGUACAUAUUCAUUAUCAAUGCCUGGUAAGAAUGAUUCCAAGCACCAAUGAAAGAUAAUUCCAUGACAGUUAGGUUGGACCUAGCACUUUCCAUUUGCGAUGGAACUGGGUUUUUGAUUUUUUUUGUUUUUUUUUUACACCUAUAUACAAGGGACCAUUUUCUUGCUGUUGCUCCGUUGCAAAAGCAGGAGGCUGCAUCAUGGACCAGCAUGAGCUGUCACAACAAGACAAUCCCAGAAGUAAGGGCUUAGAUCAUGGACCAAUAUGAGCUGUGGACAUAACAAUCUGCGAAGUGUUUCAUAUAUAUAUUUUCUGUAUUGUAAUCCAGCAAAAAGUUUUCAGAUUUUUAAUGUGUACAUGUGUUUUAACCAUUCAUUCUUCAAAUCAUCUAAUUUUUACUGAAGGUUUGUUUCAUCCUGGUACUUCAUAUAAGUCAAUUGUAACCACUUAGUAUACUCCAGUCUCUUCCUCUCAUUACAUCACACAUUUACCCACGUGUACAUACAUCAUGUGUACAGGUAUCAUGUCCAUCAGAUGAACAUGGAAUAGUAAACAGGGUAUCUAGCUCCUACAGUGGUGAAUAUUAAGGAUCUCGGUCACAGUUAAGAGUAAUUGAGACACCCCUAGUUGUAUUAAAUAUUGUAUUUGUGACCCCUUAAAGGUGCAGUUAGGAUCCCAAACCGCAGUUACAUUCACCAGUGAAAUUAAGACUGACCUUGAUUACCUCAAACAGGUAUUUAAAAACUCAAUCAAUUACAUCCAACAAUAUUGUGGGUAUUUCAAUUAUACCCGGUACCAUAGUUGGGACCUCAAUCAUUUGGGUGGACCUCAGUUAUACCUAUCAGUAUGGUUGGGAUCUCAGUCACAAUCAACCAAGUCCUUAAUCACCUCCAAUAAUGUAUUUAGGCCCCUGUCACUCUAGUAAUUUACUAGUUGCACAUUUUGUGUAUGUAUGAUAGACUAAGAUUACUGGAUGCCUACCUUUCCAGAGUAAUUACUUGAUAAAGGUGUAGUAUUAUUGGUAAUUUGGUAGCCAAGGAUAUAUACAUAUGUAUGUUCGUUUCCUACAAAGUAUGUAUGUUAUUGUAUAUAUAUAUAUUUGUGUAUGUAUGCUUAUGUUCAUGUUCACUACUAAAUAUAUCCAAUCAAAAGAGCCAAUCACUUUAUUAACAUAACUAAUUGUAUUCUGUGACAUAAUUCCAUGAGAAACACAUUAUGGAUGAAGUGUUUUCUGCAAUUAGAACUGACUGCUGUAUUCAAGACAUUUUCAUUCUGAAAUCAAAAAUACUUGACAAAUGCAUUUUGUUUUUUUGUUUUUUUAUGUUUCAGUCAUGUUUGGAUUUAAUUUUUCCAUUUUUUGUUUUUUUUUUGUUCAUUAUAUAAUUCUGUUAAUUUUACUGUUUCACCUUAACAUUUAACAUCAAGAAUGUGAGUUAAUACUUUGAGUGUGGAGUAAUUUUUGCUUGGUUUUUUAAUUUUACUGUUUGGCCUGGUACAUUCGAGGAUUCAACAUUGACUAGGCAUUUGUGGGUUUUAAUCAUUGUUAAUGUAAAUUUGAGCCUUUGGGUGUCUAGUAAAAGCUGCUUAGCUGAAAAUAUACCCAGCUUUUAUGUUUUGUGUGUUUGAGAAAAAGAUCUGCUAUUCAUUUAUCCAAUUUCACUGAACUUUAUAAAAUAAGCACUUCCACAGAGAUCUGUCCGAGCUAUAUGAACUUGGUAAAAUGGAUUAAAAGAAGAAUUAUAUUUCCUAUAUAAAUAUAUUUUGCUCAUCUUCCUAAUAAACUGCCUGUCUCAAAAAUAAAAGCAAAUGAAACCACUAAUUAUAAUCAUAGUAACAAUGAAUUCAUCAAUUUGAAAGACCAAUGUAAGAGUACAGUAAAACUGGGCUGCACUGUUUCCAUGUCAUUUCCAUUCCAAAUCACUUUUUACUGUGAUAAUAAAAGUUUAGUGACAAGUUUGUUGCUUAAGUUAUUGAUGGUAAUGCUAACUAACCGCUUCCACAAUCACUACCACACUAUCGUUGCUAACUGAAAGAUUACAUUCUGAAAUGUUGUCAGUUUUUCUCUCCUUCCUUAGAAAUAGUCAUGAAUGAGAUAUUGUACAAAUGUUGGUUCCGUUUUUUAAAAGGAAAAGUAUUAAUAUUGUGUAACUGAUGUCUACCUGAUAAAGACUUACUUCAUUGAGAUUCUAGCUAACUUCUCCCUUUUCUGCAAAUGGUAGAUGAUGUUUUAGGGUUGUUAACAUCUGCUGACAAAUGAAAUUUGAUUAAUAUCUGCUGACAAAUCAAAGAUGAGAAAUUGUUUUUAUGGUAAAUCAAAAACAAAA